Tripterygium wilfordii is the source of this 2049-nucleotide messenger RNA. RefSeq lists its product as uncharacterized. The record is from RefSeq and is a predicted model, not a curated record. NCBI's taxonomy places the organism in Eukaryota, Viridiplantae, Streptophyta, Magnoliopsida, Celastrales, Celastraceae. The coding region runs from base 145 to 2049 and encodes 634 amino acids. The transcript is spliced from 2 exons.
UCCCAUAUUUGUUCUAUCAUGUCUCAUACCCUAAAACCCUAAACCAAACAAACAUUGCAAUAUACUUUCAUUCCUUUCCUCUUAUCUUACUAACAACUAUCAUAAUUUCUAAUCUCGUAAAAAACAAUUUCAACAAAAGAAGAGAUGUCCUCUGGAACACAACCACCAUCGCUGCCACUCACCACCCCCGUCGAUCCACCAACCCCAGCAGUUGAAUCGCUAUCUCCGGAGAUCUUGCGUGAAGGCUUGGUUGCUUUCCGGGAAAUUAAAAAAGGUCAGUACCUCCAUGCAUUGCUUAGAAUCCGACAGUCUAUGUCUAAUUAUAAAGAUUCACCACAUCUUCACGCUAUUGAUGCACUCAACCGCAAGCUUGCUGCUGAAAAACUAGUAGAUGAUUUUAAUAUGAAACUCAAGCAAUUAAAUAGGGCGGUUCAAUCGGCCAAAUUUGCCAUGGAUAUGUUGCCGAACUCUCUUUAUUUUGCUUUGCUGUCUAUUGAUGCACUGUAUCAGACGGCAGAGGUGACACAAGAAGGAUGGGAUACUGUGAUUAGACAAUGCAAGUGUGCCCUACUUAUCGAAAAUUCCACUGAUCCAGGAGUUGAUAGGUUUCUUGGAGAGGAUGAAAUGCAGAAUUCAAGUAAGGAAGCAAGAAUUGAGAAUACUGAGAGACAAAUUAGAUUGUAUUUACAUGCUUGCCAGCAUCUAAUUAAGGCUGAUGCGGCAAAAAUGGAGGUGAGGAUGGAACGUAUGAAAGCCAUUGUUGGGGACUGGAUUCUCAAGAAACAGAGAGCGAGUCAAUUUAGUGUAUUGAAAGAGAAGGGAAAAGAUGAUGAAGAAGAAAAUAAGUGUAAGGAUUUAUGGAGCCAUUCAUUGACUGAGAAGAAGAAAAAGGAAAUUAGAUCGGUGAACCUAAAAGAUCUUGAAAUGUACUUUAAUUCGUUAGAUGGUGAUGUGGCCCGAGAGCUUUUAGAAGCCAUAAGCUGGGCUAAGGAAUACAAGAUUUGGAAAUAUUGGGAGUGUUUUUGUGGUAAGAAGUUCGAGGACUGUAAUUUGUACAAGGACCAUUUCAGGAAAACACAUGGACCGAUUCUUAUGUUUUUGAAGGAGGAAAUAUAUGUUUGUAACAAAUGGAUUACGGAAUAUUUGAAAGGUGAGUGGAGACCUCUGGAUUCUGAUAUGGCAACACCAUGUAUAUUCAGUCAAUGGAAAUCAGCCUCUGAAAUUGUUUGUAACAAUGAGCUGGCUGAUUCGGAUGAUUUAGUUGAAAAGGGAAGCUACUUGGAUUGCUAUUUAAGUGAUGAUCUGGACUUAAAAAUCAAAGAGAGAGUUGUUUUUAAUACACACUUUUCAGGUCUCCUUGUGGAUCUACGUUCAUGGGGAAGAGAGUUUAAUGUUGCUACUGACAUUGAUGCCACUGCAGAUAAUGCUUCUGCCACACCAUUUUCGCUCAAUAUUGGUCAAAAGGUUAUAUCUCCUGAAAGUGAUGAUUUCAUAUCAUGGUUAUAUGGGAGUGUGAUUGGGGAGGAUUUCAAGUCAUGGGAAUGUCUAAGAGACUCUCAAAGAAAAAAAGCAAAAGAAGUCUAUCAAAUACUUGAAAAGGAGUGUUUACAUUUGAAAAAAACAUGUAGAGAUGAUGAAAUAUCCAAAAUGCAGCGCAAAAUUAAAGCAAUUCAGGUUGUUGACAGAUAUGUUGAAGAGAAUGAAAAUGGGGGAAAAAGUCCAAAACAGGAAGAAGAAGAUUGUGUCACUUUUUUGAGGAAGAGGCAUGAAGACCUACAAGGAAAAGAAGAUAUUGAUAGUUUAAUCGAGUCAGAAGUUAUAUCUGAUGUUUUGAAAGAACAAUCAGCUCUCGCUCAAGCAGGUCCAAGUUCGAAUCAGUCUGGAUUUGGAGAAUGCAGUAUAGAUUAUGAAGUGAAAUCGCAGGAGGGGUUCCCGAUUCAAAUGUACAAUAACAUAAGAUUAGCAUUAGAGAUUGUGCGUCAACAGAUGGUUAUUAAGAAUGCAAUAAUCUUGCAGAGUGCAGGUUACAUACUAUGUUCCCUUUUCUAA